Messenger RNA from Hipposideros armiger (great roundleaf bat), 1028 nucleotides. RefSeq names its product testis expressed 52 (gene TEX52). Bases 45 to 305 code for a protein of 86 amino acids. The record is from RefSeq and is a predicted model, not a curated record. The transcript has 3 exons. Lineage: Eukaryota; Metazoa; Chordata; Mammalia; Chiroptera; Hipposideridae.
UCCCUACAGAGCUGCCCCUCCCAGCUAUCAGGCUCAGAAGAAAAAUGGCCUGUAACCCACGAAGAUCACCCAGAGGGCGGAAUAAUCCAUCGCAUGCCAGGGAACAUUUCCUGCAGAUGGUGGAGGCCAGUGAGUCCCUCCAGGCCCACCACACGUGCCCUCAGUGUGAGUUCUUCCUCCCGGAUGAGCCCUGGGAAUGGCCUGGCUUCACCCGACAAGCCUACCACCAGCUGGCCCUGAAGAGACCACCCUGCACAGACAUGAAGUCCAAGGUACCGACACAUCUCAACUGGUGGGAGGUUUGAACCCCUGGGCCUCCAGCUCCUGCCCAACCCACUUCCCAGCGAUUCUGCCAGGAGCUGGCCGUGCCCCAACCCUCUGCCUCAUUACCAGGAGAAGGCGCUAAAGCUGGCCUUGCUGCCCAGUGCACCCCUGGGCCAGGACCUCGUGAGCAACUACCAAACCCUGAUAGUGGAUAGGGCUGCCUUGCCCCUCCACCAUCUCUCCAAGGCACAAGCCUUAGCGAGGAAGAGAAAGAGAAGAACUGGACACACCUAGAAAAGCUUCCGGGUGAGCGGAGACCAUGGUGGGCAGACAGACUCCCAGGCGCCAGUGUUCUCAACCAACGUGUCUUUAGCAAGAAGCCUUUGGGGUGUCUGAAGGACUCUGGCUUCUGCAGAACAUAGCCUCUCCACCAUCCCCCCAACUUCAAGCCACCUCUGUAGCCCAGGCUCCUCAAGAAUCUACUGAAACCUUAAAUUGUUAUCUGUCCUCCUUGGAGGACUCUCUCAUAGCAGGUGGGAAGACUGAGGGGUGGGUAGAGCAGAGAGAGCAGAAGGGGGAUCCAGUUCCUAGGAACAGAACGGGGAGUGGGGAGGAAGACCGUGUGUGUGUGUGUGUGUGUGUGUGUGUGUGUGUGUGUGUGUGUGAGUGGGGGAAGAGGCGCUGUAAGAAAUGUAGUCAGAAGUUACCUCUAGGGCCUGCCGAGUGGCUCAGUUGGUUAAGAGUUAGCUUAAGAGUGUGAGCUC